AUGCGGUUCCUGUGUUUGCACGGCGCCAGCACAAGCGGAGAGAUCUUCGAGAUCCAAUCCGGUGGCCUCGUCCAAACCCUCGAACAGCAAGGUCACAAAUUCCACUUCAUCAACGGCCGACUCAACUCCGAGUGCGAACCUGAACUAAGAGGCAUCGCCUCACCCCCCUUCUUCAGCCACUACCCGCGGGACGUUCCCCCAGGCCCAGACCUGCUCAACGCAAUCGAAUACACCCUACGCAUAAUCGACCGCGAGGGGCCGUUUGACGCAGUAAUGGGAUUUUCGCAAGGUGCUGCACUCACAUACUCACUAUUUGACCACCACGUACAGAAGAACGGCGCGACCGCGGCGCCGCCGUUCAAGGCAGCCGUGUUUAUAUGCGGCGGUGCGCCGUAUGUGCUUGACGGAAAGGAGUUUGUUAGCUCGCCUGACGACGACGGGAAGGAAUACCGGGUGACGAUUCCGACGGCGCACAUUGUAGGACGGCAGGAUCCGUUGUACCCACAGUCGAUGAAGCUGUUUGGGCUUUGUGAGCCUGGGAAGUCGGAGGUUUAUGACCAUGGGUCGAAGCAUAUGAUUCCGUUUGACAUGAGCAAUAAUGAUGCGAUGGUGAGGGUUAUUGAGAGGGUUAUCGAGAGGGCAUCCAAAGAGAAGUAG
Messenger RNA from Aspergillus versicolor CBS 583.65, 657 nucleotides. RefSeq lists its product as uncharacterized. The record is from RefSeq and is a predicted model, not a curated record. Gene Ontology annotation, cellular component: nucleus; cytoplasm. Bases 1 to 657 code for a protein of 218 amino acids. The transcript is spliced from 4 exons. Lineage: Eukaryota; Fungi; Ascomycota; Eurotiomycetes; Eurotiales; Aspergillaceae.